Nicotiana tabacum (common tobacco) is the source of this 544-nucleotide messenger RNA. RefSeq names its product protein SAMBA. The record is from RefSeq and is a predicted model, not a curated record. Gene Ontology annotation, biological process: negative regulation of organ growth. Gene Ontology annotation, molecular function: anaphase-promoting complex binding. NCBI's taxonomy places the organism in Eukaryota, Viridiplantae, Streptophyta, Magnoliopsida, Solanales, Solanaceae.
AACUUACAACGGAUAGAGUAGUAUUUCUAUAGGGUUUUGUAUUUUCGGAUACGAGGAGGGAAAAAAAAGAGGGAAAAUGAGUACAGGCAGUUCCCUGACAUCGUCGCCGGCGAGGUCAUCGAGUUCGACGAUGGCGAUGAUCGGAGGAAACGCAGGGCAGUCAUCGUCUUUAGCCGCUGAUGACUUUAACUUCCCUACUGAUCUCAUCUCCAUUCAAGAUCGCAAAGAUGAAGCUCUAAAUGUUCUCAAAUCUGAUCUGAUGGCUUCACUGAAUAAAGAGGUUAAAUCCUUAGACGAGGAUAGCUGGAUGUUUGAUGGACCUCGGUCUCGCAUUCAUAUGAUUUCUAGGCCAGGCUAUCUUUACAAACAUGGAGAAAUUAGGAAGCUUUCUAAGCUGCCCAUAUCAAAAUGAGGAAUAUUUUCCUUCCUUGAGAACUGUAAAACAAUAUAGCCUUUAUUUAAUGAGCUUGUCGUGGUAUAAAUGUGAAUGGCACCGAUGAUUUACUUUGUUUUUGAAGUUAAAGUGCACAAAUUUAAUGUUUUA